Cryptomeria japonica (Japanese cedar) is the source of this 447-nucleotide messenger RNA. RefSeq names its product cytochrome P450 71AU50-like. The coding region runs from base 2 to 436 and encodes 144 amino acids. The record is from RefSeq and is a predicted model, not a curated record. Gene Ontology annotation, molecular function: monooxygenase activity; oxidoreductase activity, acting on paired donors, with incorporation or reduction of molecular oxygen; heme binding. The transcript has a single exon. Lineage: Eukaryota; Viridiplantae; Streptophyta; Pinopsida; Cupressales; Cupressaceae.
GAUGAAGGAAACAUUUCGAUUACAUCCAGUAGGGGCCUUUAUGGUGCCACACGAAUGCACUGAGGGUUGCAAUGUGGGAGGAUAUUACGUUCCACCAAAAACAAGGUUGCUUGUGAAUGUUUGGGCAAUGGGAAGGGAUGAUUGUAUUUGGAGAGAUCCUUUAGAAUUCAAGCCUGAAAGAUUUAUUGGGUCAAGCAUAGAUCUGAAAGGCCAACACUUUGAAUUGUUGCCAUUCGGAGCAGGGAGGAGGGGAUGCCCCGGAAUGUCCAUGGGGAGUUCCGUUGUUCACUUGGCUGUGGCUCAGCUCAUACAUUGCUUUGAUUGGAGUGUGGAGGGUGAGGUGAAUAGGGAAGAAGAGUUUGGUUUGAGCUUACCUAAAAAGUUUCCUCUUUCUGCUCUUCCCUCCUGGAGGCUCACCACUGAAGGGCCACCAUAGCUUUGGAUAGA